CGUUUCCGUAGGAGGCGGGCGGGAGUCGCCGGGGCUCCUUCCUGUGGUGCAGCUUCGGGUCCCGGAGCUUGGUCCCUACCCUGACCCCACCCCAGCUCCGCUCCGCCUUGGGUUCCGGCAGAACCCGCCUUGCGGUAGCCAUGGCAGCAGGCUCCGAGGCGACCACUCCUGUGAUCCUUGCAGCUGGGGCUGGAGGGGAGGAAGGUGAACAUGUCAAACCUUUUACGCCAGAGAAAGCAAAAGAAAUUAUCAUGUCUUUACAACAACCUGCAAUCUUCUGUAACAUGGUGUUUGAUUGGCCAGCACGACACUGGAAUGCUAAAUACCUUUCGGAGGUCCUUCAUGGCAAACGGAUACGAUUCAGAAUGGGGAUGAAAAGCAUGAGCACAGUUCCUCAGUUUGAAACUACAUGUAGUUAUGUAGAAGCUACACUCGAAGAGUUUCUGACCUGGAACUGUGACCAGUCUAGUAUUUCUGGACCAUUUAGAGAUUAUGACCAUUCCAAGUUCUGGGCUUAUGCUGACUAUAAAUAUUUUGUCAGUCUAUUUGAAGACAAGACAGAUAUUUUCCAGGAUGUGAAAUGGUCUGACUUCGGGUUUCCUGGAAGAAAUGGACAGGAAAGUACAUUGUGGAUUGGCUCCUUGGGAGCCCACACACCCUGUCAUCUGGACUCCUAUGGUUGUAACUUGGUAUUCCAGGUACAAGGAAGGAAACGAUGGCAUCUCUUUCCUCCUGAAGAUACUCCUUUCCUUUAUCCAACUAGAAUCCCUUAUGAAGAAUCUAGUGUGUUCAGUAAAAUCAAUGUUGUCAAUCCUGAUUUAAAGCGUUUUCCUCAGUUCCAGAAAGCUCAAAGACAUAUGGUUACACUGAGCCCAGGACAGGAAGAGGAUCACCUGGCCCGGGUAGAAGAGGCAAUCACUCGUAUGCUUGUGUGUGCCCUGAAAACUGCAGAGAAUCCACAAAAUACCAGAGCCUGGUUAAACCCCACUGAGGUUGAGGAAACGUCCCAUGCAGUGAACUGUUGCUACUUAAAUGCAGCUGUUUCUGCAUUUUUUGAUCGUUGCAGAACAUCUAAGGUAGUAGAAAUCCAAGCACCGAGAACAGAUGGAGAGCGCAUGAAAAAGGAAGAAUUAAAUGUGUACAGCCACAUGGAGGUGGGCCAAACAGGUAGCCAGAACUUGACCACAGGAACAGGCAAACCGGAGGCAGCAAGUCCCUUUGGCCCUGAUCUGGUACCUGUGGCACAGAGGUCCGAAGAACCACCUUCAGAAAGAGGAAGCAUAUUUGGAAGUGAUGGGAAAGACUUUGUUGACAAGGAUGGAGAACACUUUGGAAAACUGCAUUGUGCCAAGAGACAACAAAUAAUGAACAGUGAAAAGGCAAUUAAGGAACAGAUUGCCUCAAAUGCUACUACGGCUCCUUCUCAAACAUUCAUUUCUACGGACGACUUGCUGGACUGCUUGGUGAAUCCACAAGUAACCAGGAUAGUGGCACAACUUUUGAUACAAGGAAGAAGUUUAUGAUUCUAGUGGAAGAUGACUUUUAAAAUAAUAUUUUUUAAAUAUGUAUUUUUAAGUAGUGUGACUGUAAAAUAAAGAUGAACCAGCAAAAGGUCAGUUUGCACGUUUGUAAAUGUAUUUGUCCUUACCGAAUUACAUUUCAGUCUGUUGCCACCUUCCUUUUUUUUUUUUUUUUUUUUUUUUUUUUUAAUUUAAGUUCUAGGGUACAUGUGCACAAUCUGUUGCCACCUUCUUUCAUGCAUAUUCCUCUUUGGCCAAACUGGCUGCUCUUUGUUUGUAAGCUUUUGUUCCUCCCUCAUCCCAUACUUUCAGCUUGUCUCAAAUGUAAGUCCCAAGUAUUUCCAGCAGGAAGUAAUGUCUUCCUCAGCCUCAACUAGGGACCAGCCUGCUGCUUACUUUUGCAAAUAAAGUUUUACUAGAACACA
This is a messenger RNA of Macaca mulatta (Rhesus monkey), 1945 nucleotides long. The record is from RefSeq and is a predicted model, not a curated record. Lineage: Eukaryota; Metazoa; Chordata; Mammalia; Primates; Cercopithecidae.